Molecule: messenger RNA, 1260 nt
Organism: Helobdella robusta
Lineage: Eukaryota; Metazoa; Annelida; Clitellata; Rhynchobdellida; Glossiphoniidae
Exons: 6
Coding region: 1-1260 (419 amino acids)
Source: RefSeq, a predicted model, not a curated record
AUGGAUUAUCAGUUUGCAAGAAAUACCGGAAAUACACUGACCACAAGAGACAAACAACAAACCGACAAGCACAAUCAACUCUCGCCCCAUUUUUUCGAACAAAAUGGAAUUUCACCGAACUCACAACUCUACUGUAGGACAGGCAAGUUACCAUUCCCUGUUUCAAACGGGCACCAAUCCAGUCCUCUCUAUGAUCGGAGCAACAACUAUUUCCAACCACAACAUGCAAGCCAAUUAGCACCACAACAUCAACAACAGUAUCAAAUGCAACAAAUGGCUCAACGACAACAGCAGCAACAACAACAGCCCCACCAAUUACAGCAACAAUCUUGUAGAGAAAAUGAAAACAAGCCGAUGUAUCAGAUGCAGCAACCACAACAGCAACCACAACAGCCACAACAACCGCAAAACAACAUACAAAGUUCGUCUAGAAACCAAGCAGGAUAUUACGAACCGGCGUCUAACGUCAACAGUGCCACAACUAUGUCUUAUGACACGGCAGCUUCAGCAGCUAGCCAGCAGAGCCAUCAACAACCACAACAUCAACAGCAGCAGCAUCAACAGCUGCAACAAGGAAAUACUCCGACCCAGCAAUGGAUGGGUUAUUGUGCUGCCACUGGAAAUUAUUACAGCGCUGCUGGUGGGAACAAUAACGCUUCAGUUGUCGUUCAAAAUCCUCACCAGCUGCCACAGCAUCACCUGCAACAACAUCAGCUGCAACAACAACAGCACAUGCAACAGCUGCAGAUGCAACAACAAAUACAGCAGCAAAUGCAGCAGCAACACCGCAUCGCCGCUCAACAGCAAUCGCCACCACAGCAGCCCCAAGCUGUGCAGCAGCGCCAGCAAAUGUCUCAACAACAACAGCCAGCACAACUUCAGCAAGCAAUUGUUAAUUCAGUCAAUUCACAGCUGCAACAGCCACUACAAACACCUACUCAGCAGCAAAUGAAUCAUUACAACGAGCAGAUGUACCAGAUGAAUCCACAAGCUCAAGUGAUGUACGACCAAAACUACUACCAAUACCAGCAGCAACAGCAGCAGCAGGCACAGCAGCAACCCCAACCGCAACAGGUCCAACACGUCGUAGCACAGCAGCAACAACAACAUCACGCGGUAGCUCAACAACAACCACAGCAGCCGCAGCAGCAACUGUCGCAGCAGUCUCAACAGAUGCCCACCCAUGAACAAUCACAUCCACAGCAGGUUUCCUGUGGUAACUACUGCAAUCCCGGAGGUAAUGUAUCAGUAUUCUUAUAA